Molecule: messenger RNA, 1164 nt
Organism: Chrysochloris asiatica (Cape golden mole)
Lineage: Eukaryota; Metazoa; Chordata; Mammalia; Afrosoricida; Chrysochloridae
Gene: PGK1
Product: phosphoglycerate kinase 1
Exons: 11
Coding region: 1-1164 (387 amino acids)
Biological process (GO): glycolytic process; gluconeogenesis
Cellular component (GO): cytosol
Molecular function (GO): phosphoglycerate kinase activity; ATP binding; ADP binding
Source: RefSeq, a predicted model, not a curated record
AUGUCUCUUUCUAACAAGCUUACUCUGGAGAAGCUGGACGUGAAAGGAAAGCGAGUGGUCAUGAGAGUGGACUUUAAUGUCCCUAUGAAGAACAACCAGAUAACAAACAACCAGAGGAUCAAGGCUGCCAUCCCGAGCAUCAAAUUCUGCUUGGACAAUGGAGCCAAGUCAGUUGUUCUUAUGAGCCACCUUGGCCGGCCUGAUGGUGUCCCCAUGCCUGACAAAUACUCCUUAGAGCCAGUUGCUGUAGAACUCAAAUCUUUGCUGGGCAAGGAUGUUCUUUUCUUGAAGGACUGUGUGGGUCCAGAAGUAGAGAAAGCCUGUGCUGAUCCAGCUGCUGGUUCUGUCAUCCUGCUGGAGAACCUUCGCUUUCAUGUAGAAGAAGAAGGAAAGGGAAAAGAUGCUUCUGGGAAUAAGGUUAAAGCCAAGCCAAUUGAAAUAGAAGCUUUUCAGGCUUCACUUUCCAAACUAGGGGAUGUCUAUGUCAAUGAUGCUUUUGGCACUGCACAUCGAGCCCACAGUUCCAUGGUGGGAGUGAAUCUGCCACAGAAGGCUGGUGGUUUCUUGAUGAAGAAAGAGCUGAAUUACUUUGCCAAAGCCUUGGAGAGCCCAGAACGACCCUUCCUGGCCAUCCUGGGCGGAGCUAAAGUUGCAGACAAGAUCCAACUGAUCAAUAAUAUGCUGGACAAAGUCAAUGAGAUGAUUAUUGGUGGAGGAAUGGCUUUUACCUUCCUUAAAGUGCUCAAUAACAUGGAGAUUGGUACUUCUCUAUUUGAUGAAGAGGGAGCCAAGAUUGUCAAAGAUUUAAUGUCCAAAGCUGAGAAGAAUGGUGUGAAGAUUACCUUGCCUGUUGACUUUGUCAUUGCUGACAAGUUUGAUGAGAAUGCCAAAACUGGCCAAGCCACUGUGGCCUCUGGCAUACCUGCUAGCUGGAUGGGCUUGGACUGUGGUCCUGAGAGCAGCAAGAAGUAUGCAGAGGCUGUCACUCGGGCUAAGCAGAUUGUGUGGAAUGGACCUGUGGGGGGUGGUGGAGAUACUGCCACUUGCUGUGCCAAAUGGAACACUGAGGAGAAAGUCAGCCAUGUGAGCACUGGGGGUGGUGCUAGUCUGGAGCUCCUGGAAGGUAAAGUUCUUCCUGGGGUGGAUGCUCUCAGCAACGUUUAG